Messenger RNA from Vicia villosa (hairy vetch), 813 nucleotides. RefSeq lists its product as uncharacterized. The record is from RefSeq and is a predicted model, not a curated record. Bases 1 to 813 code for a protein of 270 amino acids. Lineage: Eukaryota; Viridiplantae; Streptophyta; Magnoliopsida; Fabales; Fabaceae. The transcript has a single exon.
AUGGACAAGGAAGUUGGAUUUAUGAACAGACCACCUGUUCUGGAUGGAAGUAAUUAUGAUUAUUGGAAACCUCGCAUGGUUUCCUUCUUGAAAUCUAUAGAUAUCAAGGUUUGGAAAGCAGUUCUGAAAGGGUGGACACAUCCUGUUAUUAUGGGAGAAUACAAUCAACCCAAGAAUGUGUUAAAGCCAGAGGUAGAUUGGAAGCAAGAAGAAGACAAACUCGCACUUGCCAAUUCUAAGGCCUUCAAUGCCAUAUUUAAUGGAAUUGACAAGAACAUCUUUAGGCUGGUGAACACAUGUGAAGUGGCCAAAGAUUUAUGGGAGAUCCUUAGAACAACACAUAAAGGCACCUCUAAAGUGAAGAUGUCAAGACUUCAGCUGUUAACCACUCAAUUUGAGAAUCUAUGGAUGAAAGAAGAUGAAAGCAUUCAUGAGUUUCACAUGAAUGUCCUGGAGAUAGCAAAUGCAUCAAGUGCACUGGGAGAAAAGAUUCCUGAAUCUAAGUUGGUGAGAAAAAUGUUGAGAUCUCUUCCCAGGAUAUUUGACAUGAAAGUCAUAGUCAUAGUCAUAGAAGAAAGUCAAGACAUCAACCACUUAAAGCUAGACGAACUUGUUGGAUCUCUACAGACUUUUGAGCUAAGUAUCAAAGGAAGAUCGAAAUUGGAGAACAAGACCAUAACCUUCGAAGCCAUCUCUGAUGAUGAAGCAAAGGAAUAUAAUUCAAGGACAAGAAUAAAGUUAGCCAAUGCUAUAGCUCAGCUUAAUAGACAAGUUAGGAAGGUUAUGGGGUACUCUCGAGGGAAGGAGCCAUAG